AUGAUUGAGUAUGCCAUAGAGACUCAACUCAUUGAUGCUUCUGGAUUCGUCGCAUUCGCACUCAAGGAAUUCCGUCUCGGAAAAUUUUUAGAACAAGCAACUUGCUGCGUCGAUAAUAAUGUAAACAAAGAUUGCUUAUGUGAAAUUUAUGUUCAUAUUUGCAUCGGUGUUGUUUCCGAGCAUCGCAACAAAUACCAUCGAGACUGUUCGCUGCUGCACCAUAAUUCGAAAAUUAUAGCUCACACGCAACUUCGUAACUACUAUAACGUGAGCAUACCAUUUGACGUACGCUGGCCUACUCAGAUAAAAAUGCUAGAAAUCUUUAGCCCUUCACUGAAUUCUGAUCUUUUGAGUUUAAUGCAGCUAAUAGUUUUCGAAUACUUAAUUCCGUUUGAUAAUAACUGA
Messenger RNA from Thelazia callipaeda (thelaziosis nematode), 405 nucleotides. NCBI's taxonomy places the organism in Eukaryota, Metazoa, Nematoda, Chromadorea, Rhabditida, Thelaziidae. The record is from the annotation of a GenBank genome assembly.